Molecule: messenger RNA, 1619 nt
Organism: Quercus robur (English oak)
Lineage: Eukaryota; Viridiplantae; Streptophyta; Magnoliopsida; Fagales; Fagaceae
Product: phenylcoumaran benzylic ether reductase Pyrc5-like
Exons: 5
Coding region: 305-1231 (308 amino acids)
Molecular function (GO): oxidoreductase activity
Source: RefSeq, a predicted model, not a curated record
AUUAAGCCAAUAAACUACUUCCUUUUUUUUCGAAAAACAACUAAUAAACUACCUUUGUUACUAACAAGUGACAACUAUAAUAAUAGUUGACCUUCAGUUCUUCCCAAUCAAAAGGGCAUUCCCGUCAUUGAGAAAGCUGAAACAGUCAAGACUCAAAAACAGUUGAAACACAAAACUCUCUAACUAUAUAUAAUGUUAAGGGACAAUAUAUUACUCUCAAAUUCAAACUGCCACCGAGACUCUCUCUCUCUCUCUCUCUCUCUCUCUCUGUAACAUAAUAUUGUCUGCACAAAGACAAAUUCCAAUGGAGGCAAAAAGCAAGGUCCUGAUCAUUGGAGGAACUGGGUACUUCGGAAAAUUCAUUGUUGAGGCCAGUGCUAAGUCUGGUUAUCCUACAUUUGCUUUUGUCCGAGAAUCCACUCUCUGUAAUCCUGCUAAGACCAAAAUCAUCCACAAAUUUGUCGCCUUAGGCAUCAGCUUUCUAUUUGGAGAUUUAUACGAUCAUAGGAGUUUAGUGAGGGCAAUAAAGGAGGUGGAUGUGGUGAUUUCUACGGUUGGUCACCAUCUGUUGGCCGAUCAAGAUAAGAUCAUUGCUGCAAUUAAAGAAGCUGGUAAUAUUAAGAGAUUCUUGCCUUCAGAGUUUGGAAGUGAUGCAGAUCGUAUGCAUGCAGUUGAUCCUUUAAGAUCAACAUAUGCCCUUAAGGCUAGAACGCGUCGAAUGAUUGAGGCUGAGAAAAUUCCUUACACCUUUGUGUCUUCCAACUUAUUUUCUAGCUUCUUCCUCCCCACUUUGGCACAAACUGGAGCCUCAGGACCCCCCAAAGAAAAAGUUGUUAUCUUAGGGGAUGGAAAUCUAAAAGCAAUUUUUAACAGAGAAGAGGACAUUGGCAUCUAUACCAUGAGAGCUGUGGAUGAUCCAAGAACCUUGAACAAAAUUCUCUACAUCAAACCUCCUGCCAACAUCUACUCAUUCAAUGAUCUUGUGUCUUUGUGGGAGAAAAAGAUUGGUAAAACCCUUGAGAGAAUCUAUGUUCCAGAGGAGCAACUUCUAAAGAACAUUAAAGAGGCCUCACCUCCACUGAAUGUGAUCUUCUCAGUUUAUCAUUCUGUCUUUGUGAAAGGAGAUCAAACAAACUUUGAAAUUGAUCCAUCAUUUGGAGUGGAAGCUUCACAGCUUUAUCCUGAUGUUAAAUACAUUUCAGUUGAUGAGUUUCUCAAUCAUUUUGUCUAAGAGCCAAACUUUUCUAUUGUUAAUCUUCUAAAGAGUUUCACUAUCUUAUUGGAUAAUAAAGUAGGUUGUUUCUGGCCGGGAAAGAAGGAGAAGAUAGUUGCUGCUGUCUGUAUAUGGAAAAUUGGUGCUUGCCUCUUUGUGUGCCUACUUUGGUUGAUUCUGUGGAAAUGUUGGGUUACCUUGUUGAUAUAACCCAAAUGGAAAUCAAUGAAUACUGCCUCCUUUCACUUCUUCUUUAGACUCUGGUUCCCAUGUUGCUUGGCACGUGCCAAGCAACAUGCUUGUGCCAGUCUUGAGCUGUCAUAAUUCCAUAACAUAGGGAUGUGGUUAAGAACUUUGUGCAUCGUAUAAGUACAAGGUGUAAAAUUGGCUUGAAAUGUUAGCCCAA